AUGUCUGAUAAUCAUGUAAAUCCUUGGAAAGAAAUAUCCUUUGGUGCCAUAGCUGGAAUGUGUGGUAAGAUCGUUGAGUUUCCGUUCGAUACAAUCAAGGUCCGAUUGCAAUCAUCGUCACAAUUUUCACAAUUAUCUGCCCUCAACACCAUAAAAUAUACUUACCAACGCGAAGGUUUACUAAGAGGGUUCUACCAAGGCUUGAAUGCCCCUUUGUUAGGUGCUUGCUUGGAGAGUGCUGUAUUGUUUUAUUCGUAUAACUUAUCAACUGCUACUUUCAUUGACCUUUACAAAGCAAAUUUAGGUAUAAACUAUACUCAAGAGACGUUACCAUUAUGGAGCAAAUGUUUUAGUGGGGGAGUAGCUGGGUUUAUGGCGUCGUUUGUAUUGACCCCUAUCGAAUUAGUUAAAUGUAAAUUGCAAGUUACCAACUUAACCACUACGAAAUCAUUGUCGUCGCCAAACUUAUAUUCCACCAUUAUUAAGCAAGUGAUUAAACAGGAUGGAUUUGGUGGUUUAUGGCAUGGUUUAUCGAGUACAUUGAUCAGAGAAGUAGGUGGAACUGCUGUUUGGUUUGGCACCUACGAAUACACUAAUGAUCUUUUCCGUAGAGCAAGUCCAACUAACGAACUAAAUGACAUUAACUUCUUGAUUAGCGGUGCGUUAGCAGGUGUUGUAUUCAACCUAUCAGCUUUCCCGGCUGAUACAAUCAAAUCAAACGUCCAAACGUUUGAUGUCUUACAUAAAGAUCACGCAGGUUCCGGCUUUAUGCAAAUGGGUAAACUACUUCUUAGCAGGCCAGGAGGUAUUAAGAAUCUCUACAAGGGCUUAAAUAUUACAUUAUUGAAGGCCAUCCCUGCAAAUGCAUUGAUUUUUUACAUAUAUGAAGUUUUGAAACGAACCUUUUAA
Debaryomyces hansenii CBS767 is the source of this 909-nucleotide messenger RNA. It is a transcript of the gene ARG11, whose product is annotated as Arg11p. NCBI's taxonomy places the organism in Eukaryota, Fungi, Ascomycota, Pichiomycetes, Serinales, Debaryomycetaceae. The record is from RefSeq and is a predicted model, not a curated record. Gene Ontology annotation, molecular function: L-ornithine transmembrane transporter activity. The transcript has a single exon. Bases 1 to 909 code for a protein of 302 amino acids. Gene Ontology annotation, biological process: mitochondrial L-ornithine transmembrane transport.